AUGGCCGAAUCACCAGACGAAGGAGCCAAUGCGGUGUCUGAACCGCUUGACCUUGUCCGCCUCUCCCUCGAUGAGAUUGUGUUUGUUCGACUACGUGGAGAUCGAGAGCUGAAAGGAAGACUACAUGCCUACGAUAGUCAUUGCAAUCUUGUGCUCGGAGACGUUGAAGAGACAAUCUACACGAUUGAGGAGGAGGAGGACGGCGAAGACACCGUCAAGACAACGAAGAAACAGUCCGAUAUGCUCUUUGUCCGAGGUUCUCGGAUCAAACGAGCAAAACCGCUGUUCGAAGGGUUUCGAGGGUCAAAUCUAGCCCAUGACGGAGCAUAA
This is a messenger RNA of Fonsecaea nubica, 330 nucleotides long. RefSeq lists its product as hypothetical. The record is from RefSeq and is a predicted model, not a curated record. Gene Ontology annotation, molecular function: RNA binding. Gene Ontology annotation, cellular component: precatalytic spliceosome; Lsm1-7-Pat1 complex; P-body. Gene Ontology annotation, biological process: mRNA splicing, via spliceosome; P-body assembly. The coding region runs from base 1 to 330 and encodes 109 amino acids. NCBI's taxonomy places the organism in Eukaryota, Fungi, Ascomycota, Eurotiomycetes, Chaetothyriales, Herpotrichiellaceae. The transcript has 4 exons.